Messenger RNA from Pisolithus orientalis, 997 nucleotides. Its product is annotated as vacuolar sorting protein Vps24. The transcript is spliced from 5 exons. The record is from RefSeq and is a predicted model, not a curated record. Bases 214 to 882 code for a protein of 222 amino acids. Gene Ontology annotation, biological process: endosome transport via multivesicular body sorting pathway; late endosome to vacuole transport; protein transport. Lineage: Eukaryota; Fungi; Basidiomycota; Agaricomycetes; Boletales; Pisolithaceae. Gene Ontology annotation, cellular component: multivesicular body; ESCRT III complex.
CACAUCCGUAGCACAGCCUGGACUGUACGAUACCACCGACGCCGCCGCUCAGAAUUUUCCGGGCCACCCAUGAAGGACUCCUUCAGAUAAGCGGGCGCAGACGCCGCAGUGUGCAAAAUAAGGCUCUUGUGACACAGGCCAGAACGUGAACUCCUAAAUAUUACAGUGGGUCCGGUAAGGCAAGCAGUGGCUUUCCGUAUUUAGGUGUACCGUAUGUCACAUUCCAUCCUCAUGCAGUCCAUCAAUCGUUUCCUGUAUGGGCCAACGCCAGAGGAGAGGGUACGCGCAUGGCAGGCCAAGCUACGUGCAGAGAGUCGGAAAUUGGAUAGGGAGAUGAGGCAGCUUGACGCCGCCACUGCCAAAGCCCGCACAACAGUGAAGCAGCUCGCUGCAAAGGGCGAUGUUAAAUCCGCAAGAAUACUCGCGAGGGAGGUGGUAAGGAGCAACAAGCAGAAGGAUCGCCUGUCUGUUAGCAAAGCUCGCCUAGGUUCCAUAGGGACGCAGUUGACGCAGCAACUUGCAAUGGUGAAGGUCACUGGAUCCCUGCAGAAGUCCACGGAGAUCAUGAAAUUGUCCAACUCGCUGAUCAGACUGCCGCAAAUAAGCCAAAGCAUGAGAGAAAUGAGUAUGGAAAUGACCAAGGCUGGCGUUAUGGAAGAAAUGCUGCAGGACGUUCUUGAUGCGGAGGAAGAUGAAGAGAUAUCUGAGGAAGCCGAUGCCGAGGUAGAUAAGGUCUUGUUUGAGCUCACCAAUGGCAAGCUUGGCCAAGCUGGCACAGUUGGUGCGGAGUUGCAGGCCCCCCAGGACACGCUCGAGGACGAAGAAACGGAACGAACUAUGGAACAAUAUCGACAGCAACUCAACGGCCUACUGAGCAGUUAAUUUCCUGCUUCUCUUUGCUAUGUACUUACACUGUAUACCAUACUCAUGGACCGCAUUUCGUUUUUGUAUUACUUAUUGGUAGUAUGCCUAUGGAACGUGAUGCGAUUCAAAUUAG